CAGAUUAUUUUUUAAUAUGCGCUUCAUUUUUUAAGAUGGUAAAAUUUACAAUUGACGAAAAUAAAAACUACCAAUACGAAGACCUGCUAUUUGAUAAUGGCAACACUUUAGUCUAAUGUCAAAAGAAUAUUUGCAUUGUGGCGCCAUCUUAGAAUUUUUUCGUUUUCGCAACUAGUUUCCGUGAUUUGCUUUUGAUAAAAACAAAAUAAAAUCGGCAAAUAUACAUUGUGCAUAGUGCUUUUGUUUUUAAGUGGAACUUUUGAUUGAAUUCGAGGACUAUUUUACAGCUAAAUAAUACUGAGUGCGGUGUGGCGACACAUCGUUAGAUUACCUGCUUCGCUUCGUCAAGUUAAUUUCUUCAUUGUAUGGAUGUUUAAGAAGGAUACAACUAUGAGGAAAGAGGCGGUGGCGGUGUGACCGUGGCGGUGCUGGCGACAUGAGCGCGGCCGCGCUCCGAGCGGACGGCGCGGGCGACUCCACGCCCGGCUCGGACGUCGGCGAGCGUAUCACGCGGCUCUUCCCCAAGUGCCGCCCAAAGAACAUGCAGCACGCACACGACAGGUUGACCUCCAGCUUGGAGGGUCGCGAUCGCGACACCAACAAUGUGAACAACGCCUCGUCUGACGAGGAGCGAGGCAACGAGAGCCAGCUUGUCAUACUCAACUCUAAAGGAGGCACCUAUAAACUUAGGGAUUCUAGGAUCAUAGAAAUCGCAGGAGGUCGCGAGCUGUACUCCCAGAGCCGGACGAAGGCGGUGCGCAAGCUGCGACAUAAUAACACGCACAAACACAACCUCAGGAACAAAGUCCGCUCCCUCAGCAAAGACACCGUCGACUACGCAGCCGAUAACCUUAGUAAUGAGAUAUCCUUACACAGAAUAAAUAAUGAGCCUAAGAAAAUGAUAUCCCGGCACACAUCACCGACGUACACGAACGGGGAUCGUGACGUCAUCCUAGAGCAGAGUGCGAUGGGGAUUCCGAAGAAUAGUUCCCCUAUCCUGGAUCCCCACAAGACGACCGACGUCAGCACUAAAAGCAGCCCCAUUGCUGUCGUGGCUGACGGAGAAGUCGUUGUCUUUGAUGACAGUGAUGACUGGAAAGUGAUAUUGAAUUCUGUGUCUCUAGGUUUGAGGACGGAACCUGAAGCUAGUGACGAUGAGAUUGAUAUAAGUGUAAAGAGAACUUUAGACAAUAUUAAAAACGGUGAUAGUGAUGUGUUGAACAAUAAAAGUGAGAUUAGUGAUGGGAGUGAAUCGAGUCCGUCGCGGGAUGAGGUCCGGUUGAGUGACGCGAGUCCGUCUGCCGCGUGGCUGUCCGGUGAUGAAGACAAGUCGAGGGUGACCAGGGUCAUUGGUGAAUUGCCCAUCGCUGAGUACGAGGGCUCGCCGAGAAGGUACGGCGUUGGUUCGCAGAAGCCUACCCGGUCGCCGAGGCCUGGGUUUCCACAGAGGGUAGUGCCAGAGAACACAGACAUCAGUCCACCAUCAGGGUCAGCGGCCUUCGAUUACCUGUACGAGUUCUCAGAGACCAGGAAGGUUUUGGAAGAAUUCUUCAGAUGUCCCACGAACGCUGGACAGCCACAGAUCAAUAAUCUCAUCGCUAAUGAUGAGAUUGUUAACUUUCAGGAACUAGACUAUGAGCUAAGACGUCAGCCUCAAGAAUGUCCAUCAGAGAAUGGAUUGGAAGGCGGCAGCGAGUCCGAGUGGCCACACGUCUCCGACGCACUCGACUCGCCACAGACUACACAUAACCACACCAAUUUCUUAGGACUACAGGUCCGAACCACCCAACAGCCAGGUACGUACACGACCCCGAACGUGCGCGAGCUGAGCGUGGGCGCGGCGUGGAGCGGCUCGGGGUCCCCGACGGGCGCGCGGCCCGACGUACCCUUCGCACUCUCCACUGACUCCAGCGACAGCGGGAGUGACCGCUCACUCUCACUCAUGUUGAUGGAGAAUGAGCUGUCGGAGAUGAAAGCAGUAGUGAUGGACACGAGCCGCGUGGUAGUGACACACCUGCCCGUCGUGGAGGACGGACUGUCCUCGGGACACGCGUCCGAUAACGACAAUAAUAACCAGAUGGUACAGACACAUUCUGUAGUGAUAAAGGAGAUAGUGGAGAAUGGGACGAGCACGGACCCGCACGUGUUGUCUGAUGCGGACCUACAUUCACUAGACCCGUUAGUAUGCAGUACGUCCGCGCCGCCGCCGCCGCCGGCCCCGGCGCCGCACCGGCCGGCGUCUCCGAGCUCGGUCCACGCCGGCCACGCCCCCCACGCUCCCCACGCUGCCCACGCCGCGCUGCCGGCGUUGCCACACGCCCCGCUCACGCCACAUACGCCUCACACGCCACACGUGACGCAUACGCCUCACACGCCUCACGCCCAACAUACGCCGCAUCAUCACCAUACGCAUCACGAGGACGUGUAUCCGCCACGCAAAAGGCCGUCAUCAGCGCAGAGCACAGAAUCAGUAGAAAUUAAACCUGCCAGCGGUGACGAAGAUGAAGCCGACACAGACCUUGAGACUGACAGAUUACUUGGACAGCAGAGAACGGACGAUCAAGGAUUCUUCGACGACAAGGGAUGGCGCAAACCGAAAUCCCGUACGGUGAUGCCGGGCGGCAGCGUGGUGGCGGCGCGCUCACCACAUGCACACGACGCCACAGACAACCGGGACGAGGAGGCACUACACAAUGGAAAGGACAAAGACGGGAAGAAAAAGAGUAAAAAUAAAGAAGAUGUAAACCGUUCAGUGCUCAUAGAAGGCGUAUUGUUUCGCGCCCGGUACCUUGGAUCCACACAACUGGCGUGCGAGGGUCAGCCCACCAAAGCCACCAGGAUGCUACAAGCUGAAGAAGCCGUGUCCAGAAUCAAGGCUUUGGCUCCUGAGGGCGAAAACCAACCAAGUACAGAGGUGGACCUCUUUAUAUCUACGGAGAAGAUAAUGGUCUUAAACACUGAACUAAAGGAAAUUAUGAUGGACCAUGCGUUGAGGACUAUAUCUUACAUCGCGGAUAUAGGUGAUCUGGUCGUCCUCAUGGCUAGGAGAAGAUUUGUUCCACAUGAGAACGAUUCCGACCAGCCUAAGUUGAACCGCACGCCGAAAAUGAUCUGCCAUGUUUUUGAGAGUGAAGAGGCACAAUUUAUAGCUCAGUCUAUAGGCCAGGCGUUCCAGGUUGCCUAUAUGGAGUUCCUAAAGGCGAAUGGAAUAGAGGACCAUAGUUUCGUCAAAGAAAUGGACUACCAAGAAGUUUUGAACAGUCAGGAGAUAUUCGGAGACGAGUUACAAAUGUUCGCUAAAAAGGAAUUGCAGAAAGAGGUGGUGGUCCCAAAGACAAAGGGUGAGAUUCUAGGCGUGGUGGUGGUGGAGUCAGGUUGGGGCUCCAUGUUGCCCACCGUGGUCAUUGCCAACCUGGCGCCCGCCGGGGCUGCCGCGCGAUGUGGACAACUUAAUAUAGGCGAUCAAAUAAUAGCAAUAAACGGAGUAAGCUUAGUAGGGCUGCCACUAUCGACUUGUCAGACGUAUAUAAAGAACUCCAAGAACCAAACCGUGGUCAAGCUGACCGUGGUUCCUUGCGCGCCUGUAGUCGAGGUCAAGAUCAAGAGACCAGACACCAAGUACCAACUUGGAUUCAGCGUGCAGAAUGGAGUUAUCUGCAGUCUGCUCCGCGGUGGUAUAGCAGAGCGCGGCGGAGUGCGAGUGGGACAUCGCAUCAUUGAGAUCAACUCACAGAGCGUCGUCGCCGUCCCACACGAACGGAUCGUCAACUUACUCGCCACAUCCGUCGGAGAGAUAUUGAUGAAGACGAUGCCGACGUCGAUGUUCAGGCUGCUGACCGGCCAGGAGAACCCGGUGUUCAUAUAACGCGCGCCGCCGCCGCGUCUCAAGUGCCUGCUUACUACGAUAUUACAUUACGCCCACUCAGCACCGCCACACGGCCCUAGCCUCGCAAAAUAACCCGCAACUUAAUACUGCCGAUUAAUAUAAUAAAAAAAUAUAAUCGCCGCUAAAAUCUCAACUAUUCUGAAGUUUGCGCAAGUCAUGCGCAGUUGCGCAACUAUGUUUCGACGCUAACUUCAUAGCAGUGGAGGAAUUAGGUUUGUAAAUAUUAUAUAUUUUGUGUAUAAUAUACAUUAAACAGUUGUGCAGGAGUUUCUAAUGAUUGGUCAUGUUUAUUUAAUUUUGCGUUAACUAGGUACGUCAACUUAAAUGGCAAUCGGCCAUUAAUUUAGCGGCAAAUGUACAAUAAUCUAAUAAUUUAUAACGUUGACCAAUUAUUAAAAAUAUGUCUGCACAUUAUAAUAUAGAUUUAUAACAAAAACCCCGUAGAUAUCCCGUGUUAAAUAAAUAUAGAUGACCAUAUAACAAGUUAAAUAGUAAUCCUGGAAAUAAUGUAACUGUUAAGUAAGCUUUCUAACACCAUUUUAAUAUUGUUCUACGAGCUAUGAACUUCGACUGUCUUGUAAUUUUAAUUUAGUACGAAUAGUAUUAAUGUUGUCUCGAAUGAUUUGUGUAAACAAAAGUACAUAUUUUAAAUGUUUUUGUGAAGAUAGUCGAAGUACAUAAAUGAGUGCUGUAACCAAUGGAAAUACACGAACAAGCUCUAUUUCAAUCAGUUAUGAGUGAGCUUGAGGUCGGUGAUUCUUUGCAAGAGCGUUCGUUUUCGUUUACAUUCAAAUUACACAUAAAAUGUAAUCGUUAACACAUUAAUUUCUUAAUAAAAAGUACAUAAAACAAGUACCUUUAACUAGGUACAAUAAAAUACAAGAAAAAGUAUAAUUUUAUAUAGCGAGGAUAGGGCCAAACUCAAGCUUAGCUGAUAAAAUACUCAAUAAACAUAUGUGAUGAGUUUCAAUGCUUACAAUGCUUUCGUGGCUAAUAAGAUAGAAUAUAAGUUGUAUUAUCUCUCUAUUCAAACACCAUGUAUUUAUAAUUACGAAUACAAACAUGCUCUAUAUAUCUGACCACAGAGUAAAAAUAAAUACAUUAUGAAAUACUUUUGCCUCGUAAUUAAAAAUACAUGUUGUUGUUCUUUGAUCGUCAUGACAAUGUGUAUACAUACUUCACUUAUUGUAUUUAUGAAGAAUAUCAGAUCCCGUUCAUAUCUGCUUAGAUAUUUGUAUUAAAUUAACAAAUUAAUUCAGAAAACAUUCGCGAUGUUUUGCUACUGUUGUAAAAUGAACAAUUGAUUUUCGAAUUAUGAUUAUGUCAUGAAGUUGUUUGCCAUAUUUUUUCUUUGUUAUGUACCUAGAUCGAAUCUUAUUAGGAAUUGUAUUUGUUUAAGUAAAUCGGUAAAGUUUUUAAUUUUUGUGGUGUUAUCCUUUUUUUACGUACGUAUUUGGAUGUGUAUCUCGAAAUUUAUGUUUAAUUUAUUGUUUUUGUGUGAAACUAUAGGUUUUAGGUGAAUUAUGUGAGGGAACAUACAUGUAGAUGUAUUAUUUAUUUCUGUGUCACCGUUCAUGCCUGUUAGCAAUAAAACCAUUCCAUUAUCAUAAUGUUUAGUUCUAUGUAUAUUCUGACAAAUCGACGUUAAGUUUCAUUAUUUAAACAAAUAUUUCUUACGAAUAAAAGUGCACCAUAGUUCAAAUUGAGUCAUUCAGUUCAGAUAUAAACAUGUAUAGCUUAGAUAAGUAGGUCCAACUAUCUAGCUGUGUUGUGGCACUUAUUCUAGACAAACUUGCAUCUAUCAUAGUGAACGCAACCUAAAAUCAGCGCCACAGCACAUUCACAGACCUACAGUGAUCAAAUUGAAUAAAAAAGAAUUGAUUAGUGAAUAUAGUAAUAAAAAAGCAUUAUUUCGUGUAGCAUCUCAAAAGAUAUAUCAUAUUUUGUAAAUUUUAUAGUGUUGCUAUAGCUAUGUAAUCUAUAUAUGUAUGUCCCUGUGUUCUUAGCUAAGCUUAGCGCUCUGAGAACGAGUAACCAACAUUUAUUUAUGUAUAAAAAUAUAUAUAAUUUAACAGUUCUAAUUAUAAACACUUUAGAUAUAAACACUUGAAUAAACCGCUUCUGAUUACGUACAUUUACCCCCCAAACUAAUAUCUCCUCAAUAUGUCUUCUUUUUCGUAUUUGGUUCAUUUGCUCUUACGGCCAGUGUCCAACUACUAUGGGUGUGUGUAUCAACAUCGGAAAACAUCGACAUAAGUAAUCCAAUGUCAGCACCUUUUUAAAACUUUCUAGGUGACGUUAAACGCCCUUUAUCUAUUUCCUACAUCGUCGCUCAAAAUAUCCCCAGAACUUUUAAAUUUUCUUUACUCCCACGACCCCGACACUGGCCACGCCCUCGUGAACUAAACGUAAAUAUAAUAAGUAUACAGUCUGAUGUAAUUUUGUAUUGCUAGCUGUUGUGAAUAAGAUUUAUUUACAUUGAGAAACACAGAUAAUAAAUAGCCUUUUAUUGUGAAAGCUGGUAUAUGGUAGGUACACUGUAACAUGUGAAAUAACUAUUGUUGUUCUCAUUUCUAAGAGUAUUAUUCUAGUCUGCAUUAAAGUUAAGAAUAAACUGAACAAAUUGAU
Molecule: messenger RNA, 6514 nt
Organism: Spodoptera litura
Lineage: Eukaryota; Metazoa; Arthropoda; Insecta; Lepidoptera; Noctuidae
Source: RefSeq, a predicted model, not a curated record